Cynoglossus semilaevis (tongue sole) is the source of this 1906-nucleotide messenger RNA. RefSeq names its product corepressor of RBPJ and splicing regulator (gene cirsr). Gene Ontology annotation, molecular function: transcription corepressor activity. Gene Ontology annotation, biological process: negative regulation of DNA-templated transcription. The record is from RefSeq and is a predicted model, not a curated record. Bases 147 to 1511 code for a protein of 454 amino acids. The transcript has 11 exons. Lineage: Eukaryota; Metazoa; Chordata; Actinopteri; Pleuronectiformes; Cynoglossidae. Gene Ontology annotation, cellular component: nucleus.
UUCUUCGCUUCGCUAUAUCCACUGUGAAUCAUCUUUGCGUGAUACGUUUGUUUACAAGCGGAGAAGCGGAGCUACCAACUUCGUUAGCUGUACUUGUUUUACUGAUACUUUAUUUUCAUUUGAAGAUAACUCCAUAGGUCGCCAAUAUGGGGAAGUCGUUUGCAAAUUUUAUGUGCAAGAAAGAUUUUCACCCAGCCUCGAAGUCAAAUAUCAAAAAGGUAUGGAUCGCAGAGCAGAAACUGACUUAUGACAAGAAGAAACAGGAAGAUCUCAUGCAGGCGUAUCUGAAGGAGCAGGAUACCUACAACAACAGGUUGCUAAUGGGUGAUGAUCGUGUUAAAAAUGGCCUCAAUUUCAUGUACGAUGCUCCUCCUGGUGCCUCCAAAGAGGAAGCAAAAGAGGAGGGAGCAGAGGGAGGGGACGAAUAUAAAUUUGAGUGGCAGAAAGUUGCCCCUCGAGAGAAAUAUGCAAAGGAUGACAUGAACAUUAGGGAUCAGCCAUUUGGGAUCCAGGUGCGCAACGUAAGAUGCAUCAAAUGUCACAAGUGGGGCCACGUGAACACAGACAGAGAGUGUCCUCUCUACGGACUGUCCGGCAUCAACGCCAGCUCUAUGGCAUCAGAGGAGGCAGCAGGUCCGUCGAUGCACCCCUCAGAGUUAAUGGCGGAGAUGCGAAACAGUGGGUUUGCCCUGAAAAAAUGUGUCCUUGAUAGAAACGCUACUGUUUGUGAUCCAUCACAGAAUUUUGUUGCCAGUGAAGAAGAGGAAGAUCCUGAGGUGGAAUUUCUGAAGUCAUUAUCAACAAAACAAAAACAGAAGCUGCUCAGGAAACUCGAUCGCCUGGAAAAACAGAAGGCCAAGAAAAAGAAGAGCAAAAAGCAGAAGAAGAAAAGCAAAAGGAAACACAAGAAGAAGCGUGAGAGUAGCAGCAGCAGUGACUCCUCCAGCAGCAGCAGCAGCAGUGGUGAUAGCGACAGCGGCUCAGAUUCAGACAGUGACGAUAAGGAGAAAAGCCAGAAGAGAAAGAAAAAGAGCAAGAAGAAAGAUUCCUGUCGGGACAAGAGCUCCAAGACCGAACAACAAGUCAAGAGUCAGAGAAGGGCCUCUUCUCACAGGAGCAGGUCACGGAGUCCUCGCAACGGACCCAGGCGGUCUGAAGAGGAGCAGAGGAAUUACAGGCAACCCCAGGCAGAGAGGGGAAGCAGCAGGAGUCGACAUGGCAGCCCGGAGGGAGGUCAGGAGAGACGGAGACACAGCAGCAGAGACAGACAGAGGCCAGGCAGCUCCAGACCCGAUUUGGCAAGAAGCAGGAGUCGAGACAGAGGCAGGGAGGACAGAGGUACAGAGAGGCGUCACAGCGGAGAUGCUGAGAGGAACAGACACAGCACAGAUGGACGGAGAGGCAGAACAGCGGCUGGGAGGAGCAGGAGCAGGGAAAGGAGAAGAGAAAGAAGUAGGAGUAGGGAGAGAAGAGAAACUAGUCCAGACAGAGUGUUCACACAGAAGUCGUGAAUGCAUGCAGAUAUUUGCAGAGCCAUCUCCUUUUCCGUCCAGCAGAGGGCGGCAGUUCACAGAAAACAUCGAUAUGCAGCUCACUGCUCUCUGCUGCCGUCCGUAGAACCGUGAGUGAAAGGCUCUAAAUUAAUUGAUUACCAUUAGAAGCAAUUUGCAGCCAAGAUCCGCUGGUGGCGAGAAUGUUACAUCCAUUUUCCCGGUCAUUUGGCUGCUGGAGACACUGUAGUUCUGUACGAGCUGCCAUUUUUAAUCAGGCUUUCAUUACGAUUGUGUCUUUUUUUGGGUUAAGGAAAUCUCGACUGUGUACUUCUAUGAUGCUUGAUAGAAUAUAGAAUCUGUCAUGUCCAGACUUUUACUGAAUAAAUGUUAAAUCUUCCCAUCUUUAAUGACUG